This is a messenger RNA of Echinops telfairi (small Madagascar hedgehog), 6241 nucleotides long. RefSeq names its product adenosine deaminase RNA specific (gene ADAR). NCBI's taxonomy places the organism in Eukaryota, Metazoa, Chordata, Mammalia, Afrosoricida, Tenrecidae. Gene Ontology annotation, biological process: adenosine to inosine editing; RNA processing. Gene Ontology annotation, cellular component: nucleolus; cytoplasm. The transcript is spliced from 15 exons. Gene Ontology annotation, molecular function: double-stranded RNA binding; double-stranded RNA adenosine deaminase activity; tRNA-specific adenosine deaminase activity. The coding region runs from base 1 to 3678 and encodes 1225 amino acids. The record is from RefSeq and is a predicted model, not a curated record.
AUGGCCCAAUUUAUCCGUAACGUGGUGGAGAAGACCCUGGUGACGGGGUAUUCCCUGAACAGACACCGCCCCCCUCCCGUCCACGGCUACAGAGACCUCAGACGUGAGCAGCCAGGCCUGGAAGCACACCCAAACCAUCUCCAACUCCGGCAGAUAGAAUUUCUCAAGGGGCAUCUGUCAGAAGUGCCGCUGAUUGGAAAGCAGACACCUUCCCUGCCUCCGUUCCACCCUGGGCUCCUGCCAAGGUUCCCAAAACCACCUGCCAGAGUAGGGCAACUAGAGCGCUGGCAUAGCCCCAGAGGUGUGCCUUUCCAAAGUCAGGGGCUCCAGAGAGGGUCCCCCCUUCCCUUGCCAUGGAUUCAGCCGGGGAGCAGUGUUGACGGGCUAGCCUCACAUUUCCAGGAGCUAAGGAUCGGCCCGAACCAGGAACAAAGGGUCCUGAAGCACUUGGAAGCCCUUGGGGAAGGGAAGAGCGCCACAGCACUUGAGCUAUCCAGAAAACUCAGGACCCCCAAGAGGGAAAUCAAUCGUGUUGUAUACGCUCUGGCAAAGAAGGGUAAACUCCAUAAAGAGGCAGGGACCCCGCCUUUGUGGAGAAUCGCAGGCUCGGUUCAGGCCAGGGAACAGCUCAGUACAGCCGAGCAGCCAGACAAUCACUGCCAGACAGCUCCAAACACAGACUUCAGUUUUGAAACUGAGGACAGAAACACCACCCCUGACUUGGAAGCAGAAGACAGGAGCCCCCCAGUUGUUUUUGAAACAGAAGAAGAAGAAGAAGAAGACAGAAACCCCACCUGUGUCUUGGAAACUGAAGACGGACACCCCACUGCCGGCUUGGACACUGAAUGCAGAAGCUCUGCCUUUGGCGCAGAAGCCGAGGAAGACGGGAGCUCCACACCUGGCUUGGAAACAGAACACAGAAACCCCACCUGUGGCUUGGAAGAUCCUCCCGUGCGUUCCGACAUGGCUGAGAUCAAGGAGAAAAUCUGCGACCACCUGUUCACCGUGUACAACUCCUCCGCCCUGAACCUGGCGAGAAACGUGGGGCUGACCAGGGCCCGUGACGUCAACGCCGUCCUGCUUGACCUGGAGCGGCAGGGAGAUGUGUACAGGCAGUGGGCGACUCCUCCCAUAUGGUUUUUGACGAACAAGAAGCGAGAACGGAUGCAACUCAAGAGAAAGCCCGGCGGUCUGCCAGCCAUCCCCGCAGCUACCACCCCCGAGACCAAGACAAGCGUGGAGUUCCCCCCCUGUAACCUUCCCGUUCCAGGUGCCUCCAACAACUCCGUCACCCCGGGGAAAGUGACGAACGGGCAGGACCCCGUCAUAAAGCUAGAACAUCGCCAAGAGGCCACCCCAGAACCCAUCAGACUGAGGCCACCUGUUCAUGACAAUGGCCCAUCCAAACCAGGGUAUGUUGACUUUGAAAAUGGCCAGUGGGCCACAGACGACAUCCCAGAUGACUUGAACAGUAUCCGCGCUGCCCCAGGUGAGUUCCGAGCCAUCAUGGAGAUGCCCUCCUUCUACAGUCAUGGCUUGCCACGGUGCUCGCCCUACAAGAAGCUGACCGAGUGCCAGCUGAAGAACCCCAUCAGCGGGCUGUUAGAAUAUGCUCAGUUCGCUAGUCAGACCUGUGAGUUCCACCUGAUAGAGCAGAGCGGACCACCCCAUGAACCUCGAUUUAAAUUCCAGGUGGUCAUCAGUGGCCGAGAGUUCCCCCCAGCUGAAGCUGGCAGCAAGAAGGUGGCCAAGCAGGAUGCAGCGAUGAAGGCCAUGACCAUUCUGCUGGCGGAAGCAAAGGCCAAGGACAGCGGGCGAGCCGAGGAGCUGUACCACCCCGCCGAGAAGGAAGCCGAGAAGACCACUGAGUGCCAGCCUGCCACUCCUUCAGCAACAUCGCUUUUCUCUGGGAAGAACCCUGUCAGUACAUUGCUGGAGUGUAUGCACAAGUUGGGGAGCUCCUGUGAAUUCCGCCUCCUGUCCAGGGAGGGCCCUGCCCAUGACCCCAAGUUCCAGUACUGUGUUGCCAUGGGGCCCCACACUUUCCCCACGGCGAGUGCCCCCAGCAAGAAAGCGGCGAAGCAGAUGGCCGCAGAGGAAGCCAUGAAGGCCCUCCAGGGGGAGGCCACCACCUCCACGUCGUCUGAUGAGCAGCCUGGAGGUACAAGCACGGAGUCAUUUGAUAACUUGGAAUCUGUGAUGCCCAACAAGGUCAGGAGGAUUGGGGAGCUUGUCAGAUACCUGAACACCAACCCUGUGGGUGGCCUGUUAGAGUAUGCCCGCUCCCACGGCUUCGCGGCUGAGUUCAAGUUGGUCGACCAGUCUGGACCGCCUCAUGAGCCCAAGUUCGUUUAUCAGGCAAAGGUUGGGGGUCGCUGGUUCCCAGCCGUGUGCGCCCACAGCAAGAAGCAGGGCAAGCAGGAAGCAGCAGAUGCGGCGCUCCGCGUCUUGAUUGGGGAGAACGAGAAGGCGGAGCGCAUGGGUUUCACAGAGCUCCCCCUCACCGGCAGCACCUUCCACGACCAGAUCGCCAUGCUGAGCCACCGCUGCUUCAACGCGCUCACCAACAGCUUCCAGCCCUCCCUGCUCGGCCGCAAGAUCCUGGCCGCCAUCGUUAUGAAGAAGGACGCUGAAGACCUGGGCGUCGUGGUCAGCUUGGGCACCGGGAAUCGCUGUGUGAAAGGAGAUUCUCUCAGCCUCAAGGGAGAAACCGUCAACGACUGCCAUGCGGAGAUCAUCUCCCGUAGGGGCUUCAUCAGGUUCCUCUACAGCGAGCUGAUGAAGUACAGCGCCCAGACGGCGAAGGACAGCAUUUUCGAGAUCGCUAAGGGAGGAGGGAAGCUCCAAAUAAAAAAGACAGUGUCGUUCCAUCUCUACAUCAGCACGGCUCCCUGUGGAGAUGGUGCCCUCUUUGACAAGUCCUGCAGUGACCGGGCUGUGGAGAGCACUGAAUCCCGCCACUACCCUGUCUUCGAGAACCCUAAACAAGGCAAGCUCCGCACCAAGGUGGAGAAUGGGGAAGGAACCAUCCCAGUGGAGUCCAGUGACAUCGUGCCUACUUGGGAUGGCAUCCGGCUCGGGGAGCGGCUCCGCACCAUGUCCUGCAGUGACAAGAUCCUGCGCUGGAACGUGCUCGGCCUGCAAGGGGCGUUGUUGACCCACUUCUUGCAGCCUGUGUAUCUCAAAUCAGUCACACUGGGUUACCUGUUCAGCCAAGGGCAUCUGACCCGUGCUAUUUGCUGCCGAGUGACAAGAGACGGGAAGGCAUUUGAAGACGGACUGCGACAGCCCUUCAUUGUCAACCACCCCAAGGUUGGCCGAGUCAGCGUCUACGAUUCCAAAAGGCAAUCUGGGAAGACGAAGGAGACGAGUGUCAACUGGUGUCUGGCCGACGGCUACGACCUAGAGAUCCUGGAUGGGACCAGAGGCACCGUGGACGGGCCCCGGAAUGAACUGUCACGGGUCUCCAAAAAGAACAUUUUCCUUCAAUUUAAGAAGCUCUGCUCCUUCCGUUACCGCAGGGACCUACUGAAACUCUCCUAUGGUGAGGCCAAGAGAGCCGCCCGGGAGUACGAGACAGCCAAGAACUACUUCAAAAAAAGCCUGAAAGAUAUGGGCUACGGGAACUGGAUAAGCAAGCCCCAGGAGGAAAAGAACUUUUAUCUGUGCCCCGUAUAGUCCCCUCGGGCGGGUUGGCUGGGUGCUCACACGGGGAUGAGAGGUAGGAGGUGGCUGUAGCAUUCCUCAUCACAUUGGUCAGGGGUUUUUCAGUUUUGGGGUUUUUUUGUUUGUUUUUUCCAAAGGGGGUGGUGGUUUGCUUUUAUGUUUUCUACUUUUAAAAAAACAAAACGGAACCAAGAGUCCUGAUACUGAGAACUUUGGGUUUCUGUGUACCCCGCUUCCUUUGGGGUGGCUGGGCUGGGUUUGGCCAGCCCCCUUCUGUUGCCCUAAGUGAAGGGACCUGAGGCGAGACCAAGGGGGCUCUCUUCACCCACAGCAUCAGCAUCUGCUGCCCUUUCCUCUUCCGUUUGCUUCUGUGGCCUGCCAUCUCCUUGGAGUUUAUGUUUGCUACACUGACCUCUUGUGGUCUUGCCUGGGCUCCAGGCAAGCCCAUGUGAAUCAUGUCAGGUACCGGUGGCCUCUCUGGUGAUGAGUACGGCCACUCUACAGAAUGUCCCCUCCGCCUGGAGAUUCCAGCCUUGCUUGUGAUCAUUCCAUUUCUCUCUCACUGCCCGAGGGAGAGAGAGAGAAACCUAAAAAUGUUCGGUGGGACAUUUGCAAGGUCAGGAAUCGAAAGUGACUGCUGGCUGACUCCUGGUGCCAGUGGACGCGUGUGGUCGGAAUCUGCAGGCAGCUAGCCGCUCAGCGAUCUUUGGAUCUUGCACUUUAGCCGGUUGGGAGAGGCCAGGCAGCCGGGAAACUGCUGCUCCGCUCGCCAUGGGCCUUUUCCCGCAGGCAGCCGGAAGGCCUCAUACCCACCACCAUGGGCUAGAGGACUGGCCCGAGCAACAGUGUGCCCAGGUCCCCUGCAGGACGACACAGCCGAUCCUGGGAAUGUGGCCAAGCUCCCAGCCGCCCCUCCCAAAGCCUUCCUAGGAAGUUGCCCAGCCAACGGAGGGAGCAGGGCCACAGAACCAGCCAGCUGGCAGAAAACAACCAAUGAACCCCAGGAUCGCUGGCAGCAGGUGGCCAUCACCUCCGCUCAGAUAAUCAGGGCUCAGCAGGAGUAGGGGGAUCACGUGGGGCCAGACCACUGUCCCGUGUUUCUCCUGAGAAACCUCGGGAACUUGGGAGUUUUCACCAGAACGCAGUCGCUGUGGAGUCCUGCCUACUACCGAUAGCCUGCAGCCCACCAAAUGGAAAUCCAGACGUCUGUCUCCAUUGAUCCAAGUGCUCUCGUCUUUACCAGGUGGAUCCUGAAGUUGGAACAGGGUGGGGCUCACGCUGCGAGUCUUCUCCCCUGGCCUCACAGGGGCUCUGAAUAGGCUUGACCUAUGAAGGCAGCCUUCAUUGGUGAACGGGCAGCUUGACCUCCCACCCCGAGAGGUGAAGUCCUUUGUCUGCACCCUAACCUGAUGUUGGCUCUCGGCCUGUCAGAGCCUGCAGCCUCUCUGUAGAGCCUGGUCCAGGGCCCAGGUCGGCCUCACAAGAACUAGAGGGGCUGUGCUACCUCUAGGACUGACCUGCCUCUUCCCUCCAGGUGGCCCUGGCCCCCGUGAACUUGCUGAGCCUCACGCUCACACCGCCCCGCGUCCCCCCCUCCCCCCAUGCUUUCGCAGCCCUCCCCAGUCCCACUGCCCCUCGGCAAACUACUGACUAGUCUGUCUGUCUUCUUCCACAGUAGAUGCGUCCACACGUGCACUUUUAUUCUUUGUGGCUACAGACCCUCUGUUCCGUUGACCAAAUAUUGCCCAAACAACAAGAUCCACGUUUUUAAAAUACACUGGGCAUGUCCUGGCAGAGCCCCCAGGUGGCUCGAGCAGCUGCCAGGGAAACACUGUCUGUCUGCUGGAGGCGAGGGGCUCGCUCCCUGGCCGUGAUCAGGCGGGGCACACAGGACGUGUGGCUCCCAUCCAUCAGGAGGAAGCUCUUCCCUGGGGUCUGCAGAAUGCUGGCUCCCUGGAACAGCUGGGCCCGCCGGGCAUCUCGGGUGCUACCCUAGCCUGCAAUGCCGCCCCUUCCAGGAGCAGGGCAGCUCUCAAAGAGCAGAACCCUGCUCGCCCCCAAGAUCUGAUGGAGCAGAUUUCCAGUGUUGAGUGUCUGCUGUAGGAAGAGCGCCUCGGCUCCCUGUGUCCGCCGGAAGCCAGCCUAAGGCAGGCCCUGCCCACACGGCGCCACACCACCUCGCCAGCCCGGCCUCGGACAGAGGCAGCUGAGCCCUGCCAGGGGUUCUGCUCAUUCUUCCCUCAAGUGUUUGUUUUUAAGCAGGGCACCCUACCCCACUCUUUUUUUUUUUUUUUUAAUGAUUUUUGUCAAUUUGUCUGAACUGUGGCUAUUGUAUACCCUUUGAAUAAUCACUUGUAAGAAUUGUUGCUGCUUGAAGCUAUUUCCUUUACUUGUGUUGAAGGGACUUUGAUGGUCUUUGGGUCUCAUAACCCCAAGAGCAGAGUUGGGAAGUGCCCAAGUACAGACUUGGGGACCAUGAUGGCUGCAGUCCAGUUUUAUAAUUCUGCUUUUAUGUGUCUCUUGAUAUCACUGACUAAUACACAUGUCCCAUAAAUAAAAAAGAUCUAAAUUGUUA